AUGGACGUCGACAAAGAAGAAGUAGACAAAGUCAUAGAAGACGAAAUCACUCACAAAUUAGGUCAAGAUCUGCUGCAGAGCCUCGAGAAGAAGUUUCAGGUUGAUUUGCAAAAAUCAGUAGAUAUGGUGCUCUUAAAAAUUAAGAUAUUACUAAAGAACGGUACGACACACAUCCAAGAAAAGUUAGGGGAGCUUCAAGAAAUGCUUGAUGUAAUAAGACGUAAUGGAGAGAAAGAGCUUGAUCAAUGUUUGAUGAUGAAACAAAACGAAACCUCGAUGCUAGCUGAGAAGGCACUUCAUCAGAUGGUUGUCUGCGGAUAUGCACUGAUCGGUCACGAUCCUGCGCAAGCAGUGCACAGCGUAAUGGCUCUCAAGAACAUGAUCCGAGAAGGAAUAAAACCGAUAUAUGAUCAGAAAGGUGAAGUUUAUGUUCUGCUGAGAGUCUGCGGGCACGACCACGACACCCUGAAGAAGGUCAUCAAAUGCGUCAUCUCGAAGUCACCUAUAAUAAAAUCAGCCAUGAUGGAGAUAACAGGAAAACUUAUUGAAGGUGUUGUCAGUCUCACGAAACUAAUGGCGCAUGGUGCGAUGCACGAAGCUUGUCUCAUUGAAGUAAUAAAGUCGAUAGAAGAUGAAGCUUUCUUACUAGUUGACGAUAUUAGAACCUGUGUUUACAGUAACAAUACUUUAACUGACGAAGCUAGUCUUUUCAUAAAAGAAAAUAAUGCUACAGUUCUUGAUAUAUCUAGGAAAGAAAAACGCGCUAAAGAAGUUAAUAUUGGAAAGAAAGAUGAAGAUAUGAAAGAGAUAAUACGAAGGAUGCUAGCUGCAAAUAAAGGACAAAAUUUGGAUUCAUCUUUUAAAGACAAACUGCUAAAACUUACUAACGAUUUAAAUGCGGUUGAUACCAAUUUAAUUGAAAAAAGCACAAAGAAAGAUUAA
Messenger RNA from Arctia plantaginis, 942 nucleotides. Lineage: Eukaryota; Metazoa; Arthropoda; Insecta; Lepidoptera; Erebidae. The record is from the annotation of a GenBank genome assembly.